This is a messenger RNA of Glycine soja, 2183 nucleotides long. Its product is annotated as patellin-3-like. The transcript is spliced from 4 exons. Bases 116 to 1843 code for a protein of 575 amino acids. NCBI's taxonomy places the organism in Eukaryota, Viridiplantae, Streptophyta, Magnoliopsida, Fabales, Fabaceae. Gene Ontology annotation, molecular function: lipid binding. The record is from RefSeq and is a predicted model, not a curated record.
CCCCCUCCACUACACUACACCUUCAUCACUCUUUAUAACCCCUGUCUCCCUUAAACACCCCCUUAUCUCACAUUCAUACCCUAUUACUCCUUAUUCAUUCACCACCCUAUCCAACAUGGCUGAGGAGACUCCAAACCAGACAACCACACCACCCCCUCCUCAAGAGUCAGUGGUGCAAGUGGAGGAAGUGGUGGUAACCGAUGUUCCACAGCCCGACAAAACAACAACUACAGUUCCAGUUGAAAGAGAUUCGCAACCUCAACCUUAUGAGCCAGAGAAGAAGAAGCCCGUUGAGGAAACCGUCACUCUCGAGACUCACCUCUCCAAACCCAACAAUGCUGACCACACCAACAACAUCCCUGAAUUCAUUGAAGAAAGCACCAAACUUUCUGACCUCCCAGAAAACGAAAACAAGGCUCUCCAAGAGCUCAAGAAGCUCGUUCAAGACGCUCUCAACAAUCACCACUUCUCUUCCAAACAUGAUAACAAGAAGCCACCACAAACAACUGCUGCUGACAACAAGGAAGAACAACAACCACAAGAAGUUGUAACUGAAACUAAACCUGAUGCUGCCCCAGCAAAAACCGAAGAGGAGCAUGUUGAAACAAAGAAGGAAGAGGAAAAGGAGGAAGAAGAAAAGGAGCAAGUGACAGAAACGAAGGAAGAAGAAGCUGCGGUGGAUGAUGAUGGAGCAAAAACUGUGGAGGCCAUUGAAGAGACCGUUGUUGCUGUUUCUUCUACCGUUCAGCCUCAAGCUGAAGAGAAAGCUUCAGAACCAGAAGCCACCAAAGAAGAAUCUUCACCGCCACUUCCACCUGAAGAGGCUUCCAUUUGGGGGAUACCGCUGCUUGCAGACGAGAGGAGCGAUGUGAUUCUGCUUAAGUUUCUGCGCGCGAGAGAGUUCAAGGUGAAGGAGGCAUUCACCAUGCUGAAGAACACGAUCCAGUGGAGGAAGGAGUUUGGGAUGGAGGAGCUGAUGGAAGAGAAGCUCGGGGAUGAGUUGGAGAAGGUGGUGUUCAUGCACGGCUUUGACAAGGAGGGUCACCCUGUGUGUUACAACAUAUAUGAGGAGUUCCAGAACAAGGAGUUGUACAAGAAGACUUUUUCUGAUGAGGAGAAGAGGGAGAAGUUCCUGAGGUGGAGAAUUCAGUUCCUGGAGAAGAGUAUAAGGAAGCUUGAUUUCAACCCUGGUGGCAUAUGCACCAUUGUUCAUGUUAAUGACCUCAAGAACUCUCCUGGACUUGCCAAGUGGGAACUUAGACAAGCCACCAAACAUGCCCUACAAUUGCUUCAAGACAAUUACCCUGAAUUUGUUGCCAAACAGGUUUUUAUUAAUGUGCCUUGGUGGUACCUGGCAGUGAAUAGGAUGAUAAGCCCUUUUCUUACUCAGAGGACUAAAAGCAAGUUUGUCUUUGCUGGGCCUUCCAAAUCAACGGAAACCCUUUUGAGAUAUAUAGCUCCGGAGCAGCUUCCGGUGAAGUACGGUGGACUAGGCAAAGAUGGGGAGUUCGGAAAUACCGAUGCUGUCACAGAAAUCACAGUGAGGCCGGCAGCAAAACAUACUGUGGAAUUUUCAGUUACUGAGAACUGCUUACUCUCUUGGGAGCUCAGAGUAAUAGGAUGGGAAGUAAGUUAUGGCGCAGAAUUUGUGCCAAGCUCAGAAGGAAGCUACACAGUAAUUGUCCAGAAGGCUAGGAAGGUUGCUUCAUCAGAAGAACCAGUUCUUUGCAACAGUUUUAAGGUUGGUGAACCUGGGAAAGUUGUUCUCACUAUUGACAACACAAGCUCUAAGAAGAAGAAGCUAUUGUACCGCUUGAAGACCAAGCCUUCCCUCUCUGACUAAAAUCAUUAUUGUUAUGUGUAUGUGCAAGUGGGAAGAGGAAGAUCACUACCUGAAUUGGUUGCUUACGUUCCUGCAUCAACUUUCCUGCUGUUCAUAUAUGAAUAUAAAGUUUUUCUUUUUUUUUGCCAUUUUGUUUCAAUGAUUAUUAUGUUUUCUACCAUAUUAUAUAAUUUUAUAUAUACCUCUUUCUGUGUUUUUGUUGGUAUGAUUAUUUUAAUAGUUGUUGUUAUCACUGAAGAAAAAUAUCAAGCUCCUUUUUUCAAAUUGGGGGUAUCUUUUGAGUUGUUGGCUGUUGCCCUAUCUGUAUGUUAUAAAUAUAAUGUAAAAUUUUUGUGGGGUC